AUGGUGACGAAGACUUACGCUCUGCCCUACGUGAACGUGGAAGGUGCUGAACGGAGGAGAGAGCGAACUUUUUUCCUGGAAACAAACGCAAGUUCUGGGAUUUACCACCAGACCAAGCGCAACGGCCACGGAGCCCACGUUGCGCAAAGUGCUCCACUUACGUACAGUAUUGCUAUCGCUCCUGCAGGUCUUGAGAGAGCAUCUUCCCAAAGUACUUCAUACUUAACAGAUAUAGUGUGGUGGUCUGGCACUAUUGCAAUGGCCCUUGGUCAAAUAGGAAAUUUCUUGGCCUACACUGCAGUUCCUACUGUGUUAGUGACUCCCCUAGGAGCUCUUGGUGUUCCAUUUGGGUCCAUUUUAGCUUCUUACUUACUGAAAGAAAAACUCAACAUUCUUGGGAAACUGGGAUGUCUACUGAGCUGCGCCGGGUCUGUUGUUCUCAUCAUCCAUUCCCCAAAGUCUGAGAGUGUAACCACUCAGGCUGAACUUGAAGAGAAGCUUACAAAUCCAGUUUUCGUGGGUUAUCUCUGCGUAGUACUGCUAAUGCUUCUCCUGCUUAUCUUCUGGAUAGCUCCAGCUCAUGGACCUACUAAUAUCAUGGUUUACAUCAGUAUUUGCUCUCUGUUGGGCAGUUUCACUGUGCCUAGCACAAAAGGCAUCGGGCUGGCUGCUCAAGACAUCUUUCACAAUAAUCCGUCAAGUCAAAGGGCUCUGUAUCUCUGUCUGGUACUUCUGGCAGUAUUAGGAUGUAGCAUUAUCAUUCAGUUCAGGUACAUCAAUAAGGCACUGGAAUGUUUUGACUCCUCUGUGUUUGGUGCCAUCUACUAUGUUGUGUUUACCACUUUAGUGUUGCUGGCUUCAGCCAUCCUUUUCAGGGAAUGGAGUAAUGUAGGAGUGGUAGAUUUCUUGGGAAUGGCUUGUGGAUUCACCACAGUGUCUAUUGGAAUUGUUCUUAUACAAGUCUUCAAGGAAUUCAACUUCAAUAUUGGGGAUUUAAAUAAACCUAACAUGAAGACGGAUUGAAAUAUUUUUUUGAGGGAAACUGGAUGGCUCAGGGAAUGAUAAAGCCUUUCAUUUCUAGGUCACUGAUUCGAUUAUGAUUCAGGUUGAUAUUUGUUACCCUCUGACAAUUUGGUGGCCUACAGGAAAUGAAUUGGAGGCUUCCAUCCAGUUUCAAAGGGACAGUUGUCUGUUUACCCCAGAUCAACAUAAUAAAUGGCUGUAAUUGGUAUUAUCGCUGACAGUCUCAGCGGGAAGGCCGAAGAUUGAGUCAGCACAGAGACCGAUGUAUUUCCUCGCUGUAAAAAGUGAUUAUCACAAAAGAUGUAGGGAUAUCCUGACAGGCGUGUGUAAAAGCUUAUAUUAUGGCUGCUUCUGAAGUAUGGUUUCUGUGGAUAGAUAGGGAACAUCAGUUUCUAACGCACUCAAUCUGACACCUUUCAUGAGUGAUGUAUACCCGUAAAAAUAUGGGGGUG
Molecule: messenger RNA, 1475 nt
Organism: Struthio camelus australis
Lineage: Eukaryota; Metazoa; Chordata; Aves; Struthioniformes; Struthionidae
Source: RefSeq, a predicted model, not a curated record